Messenger RNA from Polychytrium aggregatum, 5881 nucleotides. Its product is annotated as putative death-receptor fusion protein-domain-containing protein. Gene Ontology annotation, cellular component: cytosol. The transcript is spliced from 30 exons. Lineage: Eukaryota; Fungi; Chytridiomycota; Chytridiomycetes; Polychytriales. Gene Ontology annotation, biological process: tRNA methylation. The record is from RefSeq and is a predicted model, not a curated record. The coding region runs from base 1 to 5709 and encodes 1902 amino acids.
AUGCGCAAGUCUCGAACCCCCGGGCCCAAGGAUCUCGCUCCCCUGGUAUUCCCUGCGAAAUGGACGCAGCGGGCCGCCGAGUAUCUGCCGGCCAACAAGAGCCAGGCGUCUGUGCUGGCUGUGAUCCGGGAGCUGGCCCAAGAACACAACGCUCGGUCUCAAUGCACCGUUCUGAAGAGACUAGCAUCGACGCUCUCGGCUGUCUGCUCGCAGACGCUCAAGAGAGAUCAUGUGCAGUUUAUCUCCGAGCUGCUUGCGCCACUCUUUGUCGAACUCUACUUUGGCGCACCCGAAUCGCAGAUCCGCGUCCUGAUCAUUGCUGUGUUGGCAAAAUCCAGGGAAUUCAUCGAAGAUGAUCCGCAGUUUCUGGAUCGCAUGCUCGCCAGCGGCUUUUCCAAUGCGCUGCAAGCUCCUGGACAGACCUUGGCUCGACAAGCUCAGCUGGAUCGCAUAGUGCACAUCUGUGGAGUGAUCCAGACCACCGCUGACUGGCCCAUCGGCCGGCAGCUCCUCGCCAACGCUUUCGAGACCACCAGCAACCAUCUCGCAUCCCAAUUGGCCUGGUCCUUUACCGAGGCACAGGCCCUCAUCGCCCAAAGCAAAAUCUCGGGUAACGGAGCUACCACUCAAAUCGAGAUUCAAAAGUAUGUCGUGGGCGCCCAAGAAUGCCUCAAGGCAAUGCUCUCGCUGUGGACAAAGUUCACCAAGGCCUCCGCUGAACACAUCAGGCACACGCUCGAGCUCGGAAACGACUCCACUCGCCAGCUCCUAGCCAUCUCGUUUGCCCUCUGCUUUUCUGGCGAUUUUCCCCGGGAUAUCCAGUUCUUGGCCGGCGUCUUUGCAGCGUCGCUUCUGCAGUGCAUCCCCGUUGUCGAAUGGGGCGGCAUCGUCUUUGCCGGCUCUGUCGAGUCGCAGCAGCCGCUUGCUAUCCCAGGUCUCCAUAUUCGAUCCUCGAUCCUCUGUGAGGAACCUUAUGCAGUGCUAUCGUUUGUUCGAGGAUGCCUGGCAGUACUCGACGUUGAUGAUCUCGUGGUCCGACUUGCACGGCCUGGAGAAAGUAGCGAGACCACAAAUCUCCUCGAAGUAACCUACACUGAAAUCAUCAAGAUCUGCGACAGCAAUCCCGAUUCAGGCACGCGGGUCAUGGCCUUGACGACGCUCGCCCAGUGUCUCGAGCGCAUAUCCGAGGCGCAAGGGCUUGAUCGCAGCGCUCAAGUCUUCCGUCAGUCUAGCUUCGAGAAAACCAUUCAUCACGACCUCUACGGACGUCUGUUUGCAUAUGUGUUUGACGGCUGGAACGAUCCCGUCGACAAAGUCCAGCACUGUCUCAGGGAUAUAUUUCAUGGCCUCCUGGCCAUAUCCAGCCAUUAUGAGGACCCCAAAACUGGCGCCAAUCCAACGCUCAGCCGAAUCCUCGACAACCUCCUCAAGUCUGACUGGCACCAACGCGUCAAAUACGAUCUGCUUUCGCUCUUGCUGACAAGAAUCCCACCCAGCAAGUUGCUUGCGCUGAGACCCGAUUUCCUUUCUUUGUGCUUCGACGUGAUGAGAAACGCAAUGAUGGUGUCUCCGAUAGCUGCAUUCUUGAACCGAUUCUUCGAAGCCGGAUUCAAGGAACCCGAAGAAAAAUGGAAGAGCGAUGAAUGGUGGCUGGUCCCUGUUAUUGAGUCUUUGACAAGCGAAGCCGAGGUUCUCCGCAAGGCCAUGGGCGAGCACAUCGCCGCUCCUCUCAUGAAACAGCGAGGUGACAUACUGGCCAUCCUCAUGGAGGAGCUUCGGGCCACUCAGAGCGGACAGUCCAAGAUGAAUAUCUCCUAUCGCCUCCAUGGCUUGAUCUCGGUCCUCAAGGCCGGCCGAACCGUUGGUGCGGUCGCCUCAAUUGGAUCCACAGCACCCGACAGCGUCUUUGUCGAUCCUGCAAUUGUCCAACAGGCCAUUUGCCAUCCGGACAUGCAUAUCCGGACCGAUGCAUUGGGCCUGCUCUGUGAGAGCCGAAAGCAAACCGCCGAAACAAGUGAGGUCGAAUUUGGAUUGGUCAAGGAGUUCCUGACCUACAAUAGCUCUGUUCAGUCGCCCGAGUUCCGUCAGAAAACUCAGGCAUUUAUCAAGAAAUUCCUCAUUCGCCUACGUCGCACGCUCUACGGCAACUGGCGAGACUAUUCCUCCAAGAGAGAUUAUCUAGCCAGUCGGGGGCCUGCAAAGCCAUCUGCGGAAGAGGAGGCUGCCCUGGCCGUCUUGAUGGACAAGCUCAACACGAAAGCGUCCUUCUUGCACUGGCUCUAUGACUUCCUGAUCGCAUCCCUCUUCCCGGGUUCCAGUUUCCAGCGCGUCACAUCCAGCCUGUCCCUGAUGGCGGUUGUCCAAGAAAGCGAAGCGUUCCAGGUCGACGACAACCUCCGCGUCGAUCCGACUUCUCUUCCCAUCAACAUUGCCCUGGCUCAGCGAUCGACUGUCUCGGCGCUCCUGUCAACUAUCGACACCGACAAUUAUGAUGCAAAUCGCAAGAUGGCGUAUCAGCUGCUAAUUCGAUUCCAAGAGACUCCAGGAUUGGAGUCGGACGGCGAAAUCCAGCAGCUGCUUGAUCUCGGUUUGCGCAAGGUUUGCCACAUCCGCGCGAAUGAAUGCGAUGCCGGCUCGGUCCUACUUCGCCUGCUGUUCUGCAAGUUCGUUCGCGAUCGCAGCCGCAACAUUCGGUUUCCUGAGGCCCAUCUGAAUGAUAUUGACCACGGCUGCCCAAUGUUGAACUUUAUCGACCGCAUCUUGGCCAUGGUCAAGUCCCGCUUGGAUGCUGCUGCAUCGAGUCUGCUGGCCUUGGCGGUGGACCAUCCUGUGCACGGCUUGGUUGCUGCCUUGGUCAAUAUCGUGGAGGAAAUCCAGUACCACGACCGCGUGGUUGCAGAUAACCGCAGCCAGUGGGCUGCUCUGCUCAACGAUCUUUUCGACACCGUCGAGAGGGCCUCGCUGUUUGUCCUCCCGGUGCUGAGCGAUGCAUCGGCGGCUGGCCAUCUGCCCUCGCUUGGAGACGAUAACGAAGAGGAUGACAUGCUCGAGGACGACGCCGUGGCUACGGACGGAGAUGUCAAUCUCGACGAAAAGUCGCUCAAGAACCAACUUGUAUUGCACCAAUCCUUCCGCGUCAUCAAGGAGGGCACCGCCCUGAUUACCGCCAUUCUUGUGCGCUCCCCACUAUCUAAAUCGGACUGCGAUCAGGACGGACUGGUUUCGUUCGCCAACGUCACAAGGGGGGGAGAUCUCUUGAAAAUGUUGCUGAUGAAGACUCGACACCGUGGAGCCUUUUCCUCGGUCCAUGAAGCCUUUGCCGCCGUCACGACUGCAUUUUUGAAGUGCCCCAGCACCGAAAUCUCCAGGCUACCUCUUGAGUGGCUCGAGAACUUUAUCCAUCAGGUCCAGGACUUUAGCGUCUCGACAACGCGCCGCAGCGCAGGUCUCCCCUACGGUGUGUUGGCCGUCAUCAGCGCCCCGAUUCCUGCCAAGAAGGCUAUUUUGACCACCACGAUCGAGCGUCUGCUCAAGAUUGCCUUUGAACCCAUCGAUGCCGAAGGAGACGAGCGCCUGGAUCUGCCUCAGGCGCAUGCAUACAAUGUCAUCCGGGCUGUACUGACCGAUGCCUCAAUCGUGAAGGAUGUGCGCGACUACUUCAGCGAUGGCUUCAUUCUCAGCAUCCGUGGAUUUUCGUCCUCCAGCUUCCCCAUUCGCAACUGUGCAGCCAUGCUCUUCUCCACCCUGAUUACCAAAGCUUUGGGUGUCAAGAAAUCCAGAGAUGAACAACACAGCAUCAACACCGUGACUGGACGGGAGUUUUUCACGCGCUUCCCCAAGCUGCACGGUUUCCUCCUGCAGGAGCUUGAAGUUGCUGUGUCGGCCUUGGAAACGGGCAAAAUCCAUCCUGCACUCUAUCCCAUCCUGACCAUAUUGGCGCGCCUGAAGCCGUCUAUUCUCGAGACAGAAGGAUCGGAGAACAUGCUGUCCACGUUUCGGCCCGUUGUGCAUCGCUGCUCGCGGAGCUCGAUCCUCCAAGCCCGCGAAAUGUCGGCGCGUGCAUUCGCUUCGCUGAUUGCGCCAAGCGAGUUGAUGGCGACUCUCAGCUCGCUGCUCGCCGAAGCCAACCCAGGCCGCCAGAAUCAUCUGCAUGGCAUUCUGCUCCAGACACAUGCCUUGCUAUCGUCACACCUCUCGAUCGAGCUUUACGGUCUGGCUCGCUGCCAAGAGAUCAUGGCAAAGAUGCCAGCCCUGUUUGAAUCCAUCUGGUGGGUCUUUGCAGAGAACACAUGUGCUGUAACAACCGAGCUGGCGACAUCGAUCCUCGGUCAACUCUUUGUCAGUGGCGACUAUUGGAAGAACGGCAACCUCACCGCACAUGAAUCGUCAGAAAUCGAAGCGUCGAUAGAGCGCCACUUUGCCACAAUUCGUCCCAGAAUCUGGAAAACGGCAGUGGCCCGCAUCGCCACUGCGGACUCGAGCAGCAUUGUCGUGGCUCGGUUUGCUCUCCGCCGCAGUCUUGCUCUACUGGUCCUCCAGGGACUCAAAAUCAAGGCGCUGCGGCUCGAAGCUGAAGCUGCGGCAACAGACUUGCAGCAUUUUGUCCUGCUGUUCUUGUUCGACCACGACUAUGAAGUCCAAUUGGCUGUCCUGGAGUUUGUCGACAGCCACUGCCAAGGAGAGGAGCCUAUCCAUGCCCUGGGAGUCGAUCUGAGCCAACUCCAGGCAGCCUUGGUUACCAUUGUGGAGCAGCACUCGACCUACCACAUUGCCAUCCAAAAGGCAGCCAAGCUGCUGACCCAGCUUCAUCUUCAGCACGGCGUGAACAGUGCGUACGUCUCGAGGAUUCCGGCCAUCUGGGACCUGCUGAUGAAGCGAUCGCUCGAAACCGCCAACCCGAAUUAUGUCGAGGCUAUCAUGCCGCUGCUUGGUUCUCUGAUUCCUCAGAUCUCUGAAGACAAGCGAAGCACCUAUGCAUCGUCUCUGAUCGCUGUCAUUGGCAAAUGGAGCGAUCCCAACAACGCGCUCUCCAUCCGAGUGGCCGCUGUCGAUGCCUUCAAGUGGGCCCUGGCAAGUCUCAAGCUCAGUCAACUAGACGAACAUCAGUCCGUGGAUACAUUCCUGUUGAUUGAUCGUCUGUUGAAGGAUGAAGAGCCAGGUGUCCGUGAAGAGAUGGCAGCUGCUGUCAGCGCAAUGGUCGCUCUCUCGGAGCCAAUCAUUGCGACAAAAUGUCGCGGCGUUCUUGUGCAGCAUAUGUGCGCAAGAAAGUACUCAGCUGAAGGCGCCUUGUAUCUGGCGAAGCAGUUCUCUGUGGUGCUGGAUCUGGAGCACAUUGUGCUUGGUUCUGCGUCCGGAACCAAGGUCCUCUUUGCCAAGGAAGAGCACAACUCUCACCACGAGGACAUCGUGGACGUCCUCCUCGCUACCGCGGCACUCAAGCAGCUCAUGAGCCAGUACGCCGGUGUUCAGGAGUCGACCCGGGAGUCGAUCCGCCACCAGAUCGCUUCAAACAGUGCGCUGAGCCAGAGUCUGGAACAUUUUGAUGCCGGGCUGCAGGAUGCGGCUCAGACGCCGUCUGGAUUUGCCAAGGUCGCUCGUGUCGUCUGCUGCUUCUACCUUCUCGGCGAAAGCACGUCUGGCCUUCCCCUUGCCACCCGCCUCCAUCCGCUCUUGGCCAGGCUCGACUCGGCCAUCCACUUUCUUGCAUGACGGCCCAGGUCAACCUUGCAAGCAGGAUAAACAGACAGCCGAUGACGGUGGCUAGCAGACACCCUUCCUACUUCGAAUAACCGAAUGUGGCCUCGUUUGGGUCGACGGCACAUCGGCCAGAUUAACAAUUCGGGACACCCAUGCCGGACGCUCUUGGUUCGCUGCAUAUUGC